CUUCCGGUGUUUAUGUGACGUUGAAAACGCCAACAUGGCGACCCGGAGAGGCAAUGCGAAGACCCACCUGCAGUCUGACAAAUAUUCUGUUCUGCUGCCAACCUACAACGAACGAGAAAACCUACCAUUGAUUGUAUGGUUGUUGGUGAAAUACUUCGGCGAGAGUGGCUACAACUACGAGAUUAUAGUGAUUGAUGAUGGCAGUCCAGACGGAACCUUACAGAUCGCAGAACAGUUGCAGAAGAUUUACGGAUCUGACAAGAUUAUCCUGAGACCGCGUGCACAAAAACUGGGAUUAGGAACGGCUUACAUCCACGGCGUUAAACAUGCUACUGGAAACUUUGUCAUCAUUAUGGAUGCAGACCUCUCACAUCAUCCAAAAUUUAUCCCACAAUUCAUUGCAAAACAGAAGGAAGGUGGAUAUGACCUGGUGUCUGGCACAAGGUACAGCGGAGAUGGGGGCGUCUAUGGUUGGGAUCUGCGAAGGAAACUAAUCAGUCGAGGAGCAAACUUCGUCACGCAAGUGCUGCUCAGACCAGGAGCAUCGGAUCUUACAGGAAGUUUUAGGCUGUAUAAGAAAGAGGUGCUUGAAAAACUGGUAGAGCGAUGUGUGUCAAAAGGCUAUGUUUUUCAAAUGGAGAUGAUUGUCCGUGCUAGACAAUUGGACUGUACAAUUGGAGAGGUUCCCAUUUCAUUUGUGGACCGUGUUUAUGGGGAGUCCAAGUUGGGUGGAAAUGAAAUCGUCUCCUUUUUAAAAGGAUUGCUCACUCUAUUUGCCACCACAUGACUUUUGACCUCAUUUGCUUUUGUUUAGAUCGGUGCUUAUCAUCGUUGCAAUGCAACUGACAUGCAUGUUUAACAAGAAGUAGUUGUUUAAUCAAUGAUGCUCCAUAUUUUUUAAAUCGCAGUUCUAUGUUAUGGGUCUGUGCCAUAAAACCCACAGAUGUGACUGCAUACAUGGCGGAAUGUUCAGAACGGGACUUAAUAAGCAAUUUUCUUUGUUAAUUACAUCAAAAAUGUCAGUUAUUUUAACCAACAGGACCAAAUUGAGACUGCUGAAAACAUUUUUAACUCUCAUUUCAUAUCUAUUGAGUUAUUUCCCUCACAUUUACAAAGUUAUCUAUGACUUUUUCCCCCAAUGAACAUUUUUGUAUCUUUGAGAUGUAUGCCCUGAAAUAAAAACGUCUUGCAAAAUC
Messenger RNA from Triplophysa dalaica, 1196 nucleotides. It is a transcript of the gene dpm1, whose product is annotated as dolichyl-phosphate mannosyltransferase subunit 1, catalytic. Gene Ontology annotation, molecular function: dolichyl-phosphate beta-D-mannosyltransferase activity. Gene Ontology annotation, cellular component: endoplasmic reticulum membrane. The transcript has 9 exons. NCBI's taxonomy places the organism in Eukaryota, Metazoa, Chordata, Actinopteri, Cypriniformes, Nemacheilidae. Gene Ontology annotation, biological process: protein O-linked glycosylation via mannose; GPI anchor biosynthetic process. The record is from RefSeq and is a predicted model, not a curated record. Bases 35 to 787 code for a protein of 250 amino acids.